Molecule: messenger RNA, 418 nt
Organism: Nymphalis io (European peacock)
Lineage: Eukaryota; Metazoa; Arthropoda; Insecta; Lepidoptera; Nymphalidae
Product: endocuticle structural glycoprotein SgAbd-5-like
Exons: 3
Coding region: 27-374 (115 amino acids)
Cellular component (GO): chitin-based extracellular matrix
Molecular function (GO): structural constituent of chitin-based larval cuticle
Source: RefSeq, a predicted model, not a curated record
GACGGUCGAUAUCAAAACAAUAAAAAAUGAAGCUGUUCAUUGUCCUCGCUCUCGUAGCUGCUGUGGCUGCUGCUCCUCAAAAUCCCCAAGAUGUUCAAAUCGUUCGUUAUGAUACUAGCAAUGGCGGCCUCGAUGGUUACAAUUUCGCUUGGGAAUUAUCUGAUGGAAGUAAGCACGAAGAAGUGGGACAAUUGAAGAACCAAGGAACCGAAAACGAAGCCAUAGCAGUCCAAGGAAAAUACUCCUGGGUUGGUCCCGAUGGUGUCCUAUAUACCGUAACCUACAUCGCUGAUGAGAAUGGCUUCCAACCUCAAAUCGAACAAGGUCCAGGUGGUUCUGUGCCUUCUGCAGUAGUAGCCUCUCUUCUCGGCUAACACAUUUAAUUUAUGGUCCAAACAUAAAUGUAACUAGCUCAAUA